AAGACGAAGACGACAUUGACAUUGUUGUAUUACAGCCGGAACCUUCAUUGUACAUUUUGUUUCCACCCGGAGUUAUGUGACGAAAGAACGUCAACUAGGUUGUGUACACCGUAAGUUAUCGUGUUUAGGUCUUUGAUAAAGUAGAAUUGAUUUUUAAUGAAAAUCAUCCAUUAAACGAGUUAACUGACGUAACCGGAAGAACAAUCGUACACUUAACCUGCCUGUCGCUAGUGUUUAUAAAAAGGUUAAAAAAAAAAAACUAACUAACGUUAAGCCGGUGUACCGACUUUAUCCACCAAAUACCAUGAAGAUCAAGCGACAGAAACAAGCAAAGAAAACAAUCAGUUUCUACAAAUACAACUUCAGCUUCAGGGAACCUUUUCAGAUUCUCAUUGAUGGGACUUUUUGUCAGGCUGCGCUGAAAAACAAGAUUCAGAUCAAAGAGCAGAUGCCCAAGUAUCUGAUGGGGGAAGUUCAGCUGUGCACCACAAACUGUGCAUUGAAAGAACUGGAGACUCUGGGGAAACAGCUGUAUGGAGCUAAAAUCAUCCUGCAGAGGUUUCAGGUCAGGAAAUGUCCACAUUUCAAGAAUCCAGUUCCUGCAUCCGAGUGUCUUCUGUCCAUGCUGGAGGAGACAAACCCACAUCACUACUUUGUUGCCACACAGGACCACACAGUAACCACAGGCCUUAAGAAGAUCCCAGGUGUUCCUCUGCUCUACAUCAUCCUUAACACCAUUGUGCUGGACAAACCCAGCCAGGCGUCCCUUGACCACGUCCAGGCUGUCCAGCUGGGGGAGCUGGUAAGCCCAACCGAGCAGCAGAGCAUCCGUAGCCUGAAAGAGGAGCAGGGCAUUGGCCAGAAGGAUGGAGAGAGGCGGGGGAAGAAGAGGAAGAGGAAACCAAGCAACCCUAACCCUCUGAGCUGCUUGAAGAAGAAGAAGAAAGGGGUGCCGACACCACCGCUGAAGAAGACCGAGCAGGGGGAGAAUAGGAAAAGAAGUCGACACAAGAAACAAAAGACACAGGGAGGUGAUAAUAUGUCUGCUGUAACUGCUAUGUAAUAUGUCAGGAAGACAAGCUUCAGCUAGUUUGUUUUUUGCAUAAAUGUUAUUUGAAGAUAAGUGUUAUCCCUAACACAGUUACAACCAACGCAUACAUUUCUGGUGUUUUUCUAAUGCUACUACAUAGAUAAAUCAGUGUUUAUUUACCCAAAAUGUCAUUAAAUUAUUUUAUUUUUUUGCAGUUUCUAUAACUCAGGACUAACAGACAUGGGUUGAGAACCGUUGUCUUACGUUUAUACAAAAUAAAGUGGCUAUACAGCGCAUAGCUGUAGAUAUUAGAUGCGCUCAGACAUUACAUGAUGUACACUUUAUAAGGGAGCAGUUAUGAAAAACAGUGCAUUCAGCUGUCUGCAGAAGCACAAGGAAGACGUGUGGACACAAUGAUUUGAUGCUCUGCUUCUUUAUACUGGAUGCUGCAACUUUUUGAAAUUGUCUGCAGUAUUAUGGUAAUAAACAUUGAGUUUAGAGUUCAAACAUGACAAACUUGAAUAUGUCCAUCCAGACUUCACUUGAUCAUGUCAUCAGCUCUUCCUACAGAUUAAAAAUCCAUUUGCUUUGAAAUGAAAGCAAUCCAUUAUUAUUGUUAUACAGUACAACACUAAGUGAACAUUGAACAGAGAAAAUGAUCUACUUGUUUGACACACUCAGAGGUUACUGGGGAAGUGACACUGUUGAAGGGUAACAGCUAAACAGUCUUUAUUAUCAGGAUAAUACAUGACUCUUUGUCAACCAGUUGUGACCAAUGAUCGUCCAUACAGUAUAUAAAAUGGCUACUAGAUAAAAGGAGUCCCACACUUCAAGUUAUUUUAAGAUUAAAAGAUGGCAAUAAAAAGUAGAUAGUAGUAAAGUUGUUUCUGGGACAAUUCCACUCUAAUAAAAUAUCUCAGGACAGAGC
This is a messenger RNA of Monopterus albus (swamp eel), 1958 nucleotides long. It is a transcript of the gene utp23, whose product is annotated as UTP23 small subunit processome component. Bases 305 to 1063 code for a protein of 252 amino acids. Gene Ontology annotation, cellular component: small-subunit processome. The record is from RefSeq and is a predicted model, not a curated record. The transcript has 3 exons. Lineage: Eukaryota; Metazoa; Chordata; Actinopteri; Synbranchiformes; Synbranchidae.